AUGACAACAACAACCAGUAGCACAUCAUCACCUACCUUACCUUACCUCAUCUACAACAGAGAUGGUUUGAACGAGUUCGCAGUGGAUGCAAACGCCAAAGGAGGUCUCGAGAGGAAGCAAAUUAAUUUUAUGAUGAAUUCGAUAAGGGCUUUGAUCAUCGACCCUUGUCGUUGA
Molecule: messenger RNA, 174 nt
Organism: Cavenderia fasciculata
Lineage: Eukaryota; Evosea; Eumycetozoa; Acytosteliales; Cavenderiaceae
Exons: 2
Coding region: 1-174 (57 amino acids)
Source: RefSeq, a predicted model, not a curated record